Ornithodoros turicata is the source of this 8275-nucleotide messenger RNA. It is a transcript of the gene Tet, whose product is annotated as methylcytosine dioxygenase TET-like. The record is from RefSeq and is a predicted model, not a curated record. The coding region runs from base 263 to 6799 and encodes 2178 amino acids. The transcript is spliced from 14 exons. Gene Ontology annotation, molecular function: DNA 5-methylcytosine dioxygenase activity; DNA binding; zinc ion binding. Lineage: Eukaryota; Metazoa; Arthropoda; Arachnida; Ixodida; Argasidae. Gene Ontology annotation, cellular component: nucleus. Gene Ontology annotation, biological process: positive regulation of transcription by RNA polymerase II.
UCCAAGAGAACAUCCGCCGCGGGAGGCCGCCACUGGAUCACGUGACCAGUGACGCCAUGUGACCCCCCCUCAGUGGACAUUUUAACCCUUCACCCCUUUUUUUUUUAAUGACAGCAUCGGUGAAACAAGUCCUCCGUUGUAAAUAAGUGCAAGUGGUGUCGACUCUGCGAGAGACGUGUGCGUGCGUGUGUGUGUGUGCGAACUGUUUUGAGGGACGGUGACAGCUAUUUGGAAGCCGUGGACGUCGUGACGACGCAUUGCCAUGCGCGCUUGGAUUCCCACGGACACAACGGCGGCGUAUGGUACUCGCGGGAUUUCGGAUAACAGGAGGGGCCUCUUUCGGCCGGACACGGGUUCACCCCUGUGCACCAACAGCUUCAGGCUGGCCGGGGGUUGCACCCCCUUUGCACGAACCCCGGCUUCUCGUGAUGUCCGCAGCCUGACAAUGAGCGAGAGGCAGCCCGGGGCCCUGCACGGAGGCUGCAGCCCCUUCGAGGGGCCCCCAUCCCACCACCCGAGCCCCACUGGGCCCGGCCCAGGUCCUCUUCUGGGCCAGGACGGGGGCUGGAUGGUGGGCGGCGGCCCUCCUCCCCCGUACCCUCUUCUCUCCGGGCACUCACCAUCGGAGUUUCCCUUUGGACCUCACAGUGGUCAUCCGCCGUCAAACGGACCUGCGCAUGGCUUCGGACCCCCUUCCUUCGACCCUAUGGCUCAAUUUGGCAAAGUUCCUCCGGGCUUCCCACCGUCUUCCAGCUUCCCAUUCGCAGCGCCGUUUUCCAACACCAACUUCAAGGAACAGCCGACGGAAGACUCUUCGCAGUCUAACGGGAAGGAUGAAGGACUCAGUGCAAGACUAAUCGACAAGAGCGAGAGCAGUUCAGGUCCAUCACCGCCGUCCCGUGAAGGAACCCCGGCAGGUAACGUUGGUUACCGUCCGUGGGAGCAAGAAGGCUACGAAGGAGGUCGUCCACCCAGUGCUCCGCCGUCGAAAGACCGACCGUUUAGCAACGGCGGAGACAAGGGUCCACCGUCUUCUCCAGGAAUGCAGUCCCAAGACAGUUCCCAGUCGAGCGAACGUAUGCCGACACCAGUCGACAAGAUGGCAGCGCAGAACCCGGCAGCUCACUUUGGCAGCCCGAUGCAGCAUCAUCCCUUCGCCGACUUCCCCCCGCACCCUUCAGCCGUUUUCCAAGGCUUUCCCGAAGCGAAGCGGUCGUCCAGCCCGGGCGAGCCCUCCUUCCAAGUGCCUUCGGUGUCAUCCACCACUACGAGGUGCCACACGCUCAUGCCCAUGGUGCCGCCGCAGGAACCUUCACCAACACCUACCCCAACGGGACCGCCCGGUGGGUGGCACGGUGGAGAACACCUGGGCCCACCUUCCAACGGUGUGGCGCCUCACCAUCACCAUCAUCAUCAUCAUCACCCUAAUCAUCCGGCACCCAUGAUGCCGCAUCAUCACCAAGGGGUUGUGGGCGGUGGUAACGCAGUGGCGAGUGGCGACGAGAAAGGCACCAAGAAGAAGCGCAAGCGCUGUGGCGAGUGUCCAGGCUGUUUAAAAAAGGAUAACUGCGGCGAGUGCGGGCCGUGCAGGAGUGUGCGCAGUCACCAGAUCUGCAAGAUGCGGAAGUGCGAUCAGCUCAAAACGAAAAAGGAAAAAGAGCGCUAUGAGAAGAUGAUGCAUCAGAUGCACGAAAGGCGCCGGGGCACACCAGAUGAAAAUAAAAAUAUGCAACAGGUUGCGAGCGCCAUUUGCGGAAGCGGUGUGGUUGGAAAAGACGGAAUGGCGUCCUCCCCCGGCAACAGAAAUAAUCUCAAUGGGCGGACACUGAACGGAGGGCCAGUACCACCGUACCAUUCUCAAGGUGUACCCGAUCACCUCGGCCACCCCGGGGUAGGAGGAUUUGGACCUCCCAAUGAAUACCACCUUGCCCAGGGGCACAAGAACAUGCAGGGGCCUCCAACGAACCAGAUGUACGAGAUGGCGCCUCACUUCGGAGGCUUUCCUCCGCCUCAACAUCACCCUCAGCAAGGCAUGGGAGGUGGCCCUCCCUUCAACGGCCACCUACAGCAGCCCCCGCAACAGGAGAGUCGGCAAAGUGAAGAUGCAUCGAUGGACUUUGGCUCGCAGCAGGCACGUCACCAGAUGAUGAACAAUCGUCUCAAGACUCUGAUUCAGACUAGGCAGAGCCAGAAGGAGCAAGGACCUUUCCAUGGCCUCGAAAACACACUGGGACCUUCGCUGGGGGGCAAUUUCGCGCACCCGCAGCCACCGCAAGCCUCCGACGCUCCCUCGGACCCUUCUAUCGGCCAUCAGCCGUUCAGGCCCGCACAGCCCGACGGGGUGGUGAGGGGCUUCCCUCCUCCGCCGCACAACGGUGGCGGCAACACCGCACCUCCUUCGUCGAACAACGAACUACCCCAGGACGUGUGGCGGGACGUGAGUCCGUCCUCGGCAAGGUCUCAGAGCAGAGGCGGAGGCCACGAACUGCAGGAGUUCACCAAGAACAACGGUUCUUCCUCCCAGAGUAGCAACAACCACUCCGAAGCAGAGUUCUCCCAAUCUGAGGAUCAGAGUCGCGAAGAUGAGUUCAACGAGAACGCCCCUUCGGCCGCAGGCAUGCAGCAGGCGGCGGCAGCGGGGAACGGGCCGCUGAACGGAAUGAUUCAGUACGGUGCCUUCUACGCGGGAUCCCCGACGGAAGGCAAAGUGGAGGCGAGCAGGUUGAAGGAAACUGGGAAAGAGAUGAGGACUGAGGCUUCGACGGACGGUCAGGGGAAUGUGUCUUACCAGUUUACGUCUGCACCCUGCUCGUCGCUAACGACAACUACUACCACAUCCACCGUGACGGCCCUCAAAAACUGCAGUGCGCCUGUUCCCGCGACGCGGCCUCCGGACACUGGAAACAGCCUCCAACAGCACCAACAGGGUCAGGUACCACCGUGUAGCGACGUCGAAAACAACAACAACAACAACGAGGAACCCACGGAAACGGCCACCCACACUCAGCAGCAGCCUUUUUUAUCCAAUACGACCACAUCUAUGAAUACAUAUACAAGUAUUAUCAGUACAUAUAAUAGCUUUGCUGCUACUUCUGCGCCCUCCUACUUUGAGCACCAUCCGCACGGCGGGACAUCUCAGCCGAAGUUCAUUGGGCAAGAAGCGGCGGCAGCGGCUCGGACGGGGGGAGAUGUGUCAGACGUAGAUGGUGGUCGUAUUGCAGUCGGCGAGUUCCGUGGCCUCGAGUUUGGGCUAGUACCGCUCCAGGGGGGCCCCGACGGAGGCCCCCUCCUCCCCCCGUCCCCGAAGACGUCCAAGGCGUACGGAAACAUGCCUUACCAGGGCUCGUUCCCGCCGGUCGAAGGGCCCUUCCAGCCCUACGGCGGCGUCCUGCCGGGCAUGUCGUCUGCGCCGCCGUUCUCGUUGCCGCCAAUGCCCGCGGGCGGCUCGCCCUUCGCCCCAGUGAACCUUCCCGGGGUGGAUCCGUGGUGGGAACGGCUGGAACGGCUGCGAAAUAAUACGAAAGCCGAGGCGCCCAAUUGUGACUGCUACGGCAACGAGGAAUCACCCCCCAUGGACAAGGCUCCAUACUACACGCAUCUCGGCUCCGGUCCCAGUGUAUCGUCAGUUAGAGACAUGCUCGAAAAGAGGUUGAAUGAGAGAGGACCGGCUCUACGGUUGGAGAAAGUAUUGUAUACGGGCAAAGAAGGCAAGACGAGUCAAGGGUGUCCAUUGGCAAAGUGGAUCAUACGGCGCAGUGGUCCAAGCGAGAAGGUUCUGGCAGUACUGAGGCAUCGACUGGGUCAUCGCUGUUCCUCGGCUUAUAUUGUGGUGGCAAUUGUCGCUUGGGAGGGAGUAGACAACAACAUGGCUGAUGACCUUUACCGAACUGUAGUGUACAAGACUGUGCAGUUUGGCCUGCCUACUCAGAGGAGAUGUGGCACUAAUGAACAGCGCACGUGUGCAUGUCAAGGCAGCGAUCCAGACACUUGUGGGGCAUCUUUCUCGUUUGGUUGCUCUUGGAGCAUGUACUACAAUGGCUGCAAGUAUGCACGCAGCAAAGCAGUGAGGAAAUUCAAACUCUCGGAGCAGCCAGAGGAACAGGAACUAGAAGACAAGUUACAGGUUCUUGCAACGGAGAUGGCUCCCCUCUAUUUAAAAGUAGCUCCAGAAUCAUUUAGGAACCAGGUGGAAUUUGAAAGUGAGGGGUUGUCCUGUAGGCUGGGGCUAAAACGAGGCAGGCCAUUCUCCGGUGUGACAGCCUGUCUUGACUUCUGUGCCCAUGCUCAUAAGGAUCUACACAAUAUGAACAAUGGCUGUACUGUGGUCGUUACGUUAACGAAGUACCGACAGAAUGAGAAACCAGAUGAUGAACAGCUCCAUGUGCUUCCAUUGUACAUAUUGGAUCCAACGGAUGAAAACGGAAAGAAAGACGGAAUUGAUGAAAAGGUCAGGAAUGGUGCACUUGAAAUUCUCAAGAAGUACCCAACAAAAGCAAGAGUACGGAGAGUCCCGCUAGGGCCCUGCAAGAAGCGCGGCAGGAAAGAGAAAGCUACAGAAGAGGGACUUCAGUCCCAGUGUCAGCCAAUGUCAGGAGAAUUGCAGGCAGAUGAAGGCUACUCUUCUCAAACUAUGCCAUCUCCAGUAUUCAGUCCUGGUGCUGACAUGCCACAGAUGCGGAAGUCACCUUUCGAGGAAAGGUACCGCAAAGGUGCGAUGUCGAUGAAGCAAGUGAACGAUUUUCCCAGCCCAAAGCUCGAUCAAGCAAGACAUUUUUUCCCAUCGCAAGGCCAUCAGCAAGACCGCAACCAUGUCGUAACGCCAGAUUCAAAUAACAUCAUGCCAGGGAGGGUGAAGGAUGAACAUAGCAUGCAGACCGCCUGUCAAUACCAGCAAAAUAAAGAAUACAAUUACAUGUGCAGCACACCUGCAGGGCCGCAGUCACAUUAUACUUGUCCAGAAUCUCAACACAUGGACAUAGAAACACAGAGGCAUGAGACAACAAAUGUUCACAUCAAAUCAGAGUUCAGUGAAGUAGAAACCUGCAUCCAGAGUGGCACAAGUUUGGAAAUGAGGAAGGACAUGACUGUGGAAGACGUACGAAGAAGAAUGCCUCAAGAUCUUCCGCUACGUGAGCAGCAUCCCAUCAAACAAGAAAUAGUGAAUUCCUAUGGAUCGGGCCACAACCAUUGCCCUCCUCAUCAUUACAACAACCACUUCACCAACCACCGUGUUCAGCAAAACAGGCAGCCCACUUACAACCAUGUUCCUCAAAGCCCACAGGAAAUAGGUGCUUUAGAUACACCGCCGGAUGACCACACUGUCUUCGGUAGUUAUCACGUGCAGGGAAACCACCUUUACAGUGCUAGUCCGGGCUACCACCCUCACACUACCAACCAGAACUUUGAACAAUCCCAUGGCAUUGACCACUUGCAAAACUUGGCCUCUGUUUCAAAUCAUCACCUGCAAAAUCUUACCCAGCAAGGAGAAGGCAGUGGCCUGUGUUCACCAUAUGGAAGUCCGACUCAGCGCCAUCCUUACCACCCGGCGCUGAAUAAUUACGCCUACCGCCACCCAUCAACACCUCCGCCACGUGACUCGAUGCCACCCCCGUCACCGUUGCACAUGAAACCUGCAUCCCCUCACGUGUUGAUGAGGAGCCCUACGCAAAGGUAUAGCCCCGUACCUUACCCAAGAAGCGGUGGCGGCUUCUUUUCACCUCACCACGAAGCCUAUUCUCCUCAUCCGAGUCCGCCAGUCACUCCUAUGACACCCCCGACUACACCACGGUCAGCAGACCUUCACCACACACCGGGAUCACCUAUGCACAUGCGAGAACCUUACUACCCAGCAAACCCAAAUACAUACAGCAGCACGCAGAUGAGCACAGGCUACCACCCUGCAGCCAGCAGGUGCCACUCAGUGGGCUGGCAGGCUCAACAGGACUAUGCCGUUCCCCACGCGUACUAUCAGAGGCGUCCCCCGUACUUUCCUGCCCCUCCAACGCCACCAAACUAUUUUGCUUCCCAUCAGUGUCAUCCAUUGCAUCUUCCGUCGUCCGGUGUGACGCCGCCUCCGCAUCGAGCGUGCCUGCCGUCGCCCGAAACCGCCAAGCCAUCCAGUACACUUCCUCCAUUCAAGAAUGCAUUUCUUCCACCACAGUCAGCUCCCAAUGGGUUUGAACGCCACACGCAGUCUUUCCACUCCGCGCUGGAGCAGGCGCAGCAACGGAUGCAGUGGCCCACAUCACCGUUCUAUCCAGGGCAUCAAGUUCCUCAUAACAGGCCUGUUAGUCAAGAGAGGUCAGCAGCAGUGCAACACAGGGUGCCACAACUCAGCUUCUCACCCAUGGAAGCCAUAUCGCCGAUCGAGCAAGAGGACAUCUACGAGGUGGACUCUGACAAUGAGUCAGCCUUUCAGGACGAUGAAGUUGGAGGGGUCGCGAUUGCACUGACCCACGGUUCUGUUCUGUUUGAGUGUGCUAAACAUGAGCUCCACGCAACGACAGCUCUGAAAAGGCCUAACCGGAAAGACCCCACCCGCAUCAGCCUGGUGUUCUACCAGCACAAGAACCUCAAUUUCAGGAACCAUGGCGAGGAGGAGUGGGAAAAGAAGAUGGAGGUUCGACGGCUGGAGAGAGCCAACGGUGAACGGCCUUCAAAGAAGAAGGCAAAGUUUUCAGACGCCAGGUUGGAUGAGGGUGGGCUUCUGCCAUCAGUUCACGUCGACGACGCAGGCCAAAUGUGGACACCUUCUCCUCAUGUGCCACUUCCAUCCAUGUUUGCCAUGAAUCCCUACUAGGGUUUGAAUUAUUAGCAUGAUUUCACACAUCGUUCAUCCAUAUCAGGCCAUGGUACUAUUACCAGGUUGCAAAUGUCAAUUGCAACUUGUUUUCUCAUUGACAGUAUUAGAUUAUUUAAGAUGGACACAUCACAUGCAACUUUUAUUUGUUGUACGUAUCUUACUUUUAGGUUGUCCAAGUCCCUGUGCCCACCAGAACAAAGUUCUGAAAGCAGUAACAGUGAAAACUCAUUAAUUUUACUACCAUCUCUCGAUUAAUUUAACCCUAUUAGUCAAUUUCUUGUAACGAAGACAUAUCUAAAGCCAAAGCAUUUGUACCUGUUUUUGAUGCGUCCCUCAUCUUGUGACAAGCAAAACUCUGUGCUAAACUGAGAUCUCAAUUUUUAAUGACGUGUUACUUGUUAAUUUUCUUUCACUGAGAGUUGAUUAGCUUCUUGAGUUUUACAUUUUUAACUUGUAUCAUGUGUGGAGCUGAAAUUGAUGAGGCUUUACUGGCCAGGGCACAUGAUUUUUUAAAUGUGGGAUGUGCAAAUAAUUUGUGUUGUACUGCUAUAAGCAGGAGAUAUUCACUCAAAGUAUACAAUCAGUUGUGUGACAUUGAUGAUGUAACAGGUGUGAUGUUUUGUCUAUCAGAUUAUACAAUAGGAUGGACUUUGUUACACAAAGCAGUCAUGCAUAGGAUGCAGAAAAGGCAUAGCAUACGAAACAUGGAAAUUUCAGUAGAAAAAAAGUUGUCAGUAGAACAUGGCAGUAACCACGGAUCUGGUGUGCAAGAAUGAAUUUGGGAAAGAUCACGUGAAUGAUUAUAUCACUGUACAUAGAACGUAAAAUACGGCAUAUACAACCGCAUCUGGAAACUUUUAGCUUUAUUUAUACAGGCAUGGCUGUAAAGUUAUGCAACACGGAAGUACAAAACGACGUUCUGUUUAGGUUCCAUCUCAUCAAUGCAUUAGUAUCUAAGAAUUUAGUCCCAGUUGAAGUGCAGUACUGAUUCAUUCACAAAUUCAAAUCACACCCUUUUACAUAAACUACAUCACAUAAUAAAUUAUUGAUUUGCAGACAUCUACCAUUUUUUCAGAGUUGUUCUGAAUAUGAAUAUAUAUUUUAUCAUCUCAUAUUUAUGAGAUAGUUUUGUUGUCUUCUCACUAAAGCUACAUAUAUGCAUUGUCUGUCGAGGGCAACAGAAAUCUAAUGGGUUUUAAUUGAAAUUGCCAUAAUUUUUACAACAUCACUGCCAUUUUUUAUUUUACAACUGUAUUGGUGUUCAGCCUUCUUUGGUUGCAUGUUUUGUUCUUCAUAAGAAGUCAUUAUCAUGAAACUUGUCAUUGUACAGCUACUGUAUAUAGGUUGUUAGCCAACUACAAAUCAGCAUCUUUACAUGAUGUCAUAGGUCAUAGUAUUAUGUGUUGAAAUAUAUUGUUUGCCCAUUGAUUCAUGGGGUCUAUAAAAUAAAUUGCACAAUGAUAUUUAAAUCUU